CACACCUCGUCAUUGAGCAAACGUUUUACUGCAGAAUGAGGUGUUGGACUUUCUGUUGGCUGAUCUUUUCUCUCACGUUUCAUCACAUUGUGGAAAAAAAUGGCAUUGCGGCCAAAAGUCCAUCCGCUUCUCCUGGUUGUUGUAAAACACUGGAGCAUUUAAAUUGCAAAAAUUCUCCUGAACCAGAACAGAAUGACGCUGAUCAUGCAAGCUGCUGCAUGAAAACCCUCAUGUUACUACUGCAUAACGUUCCCCGUGACGACACUGUCAAAGCCCUCGAAGUCCUGAAGAAAAUUCUGGAGGAAACCAAGUUGACUAAUUCAACUGCCAUAUACCAGGACAACAUGGUGGCUUUACUGCACAGACCCACUGGUGACUUUAAAGGUCUUCGCAUUUCAGCCAGUGACAAACAGGUAACUAGUGAUUCAGAUGUACCAAACAGCAAAGUGAAUGUUCACCUUCCAUGUGAGCUCAAUCCUGGACAGAACAGUACCAUCGUGUUCUGCAUGAUCCAGUUACCUAAUGAGACGGCUCUGGAGCGCUCAGGUGAACUGUACGACGGUCGGCUUGUUGGCCUGAGUGUCAGUGGCAGGAACGUUUCAGGACUUCAGGACCGAGUCAGCAUCACCAUAAACACAAAAACAAGAAUAAAUAAAACCCAGAAGCCCCAGUGUGUGUUCCUGAACACCACAGAGAAAAACUUCAGUCCUUCAGGCUGUGAGACAAAGUGGGAUCAGAAUCAAAUCAACUGUUCCUGUGAUCAUCUCACAUACUUUGGUGUGCUGAUGGUGUCUGCAGAAGUCUCCCCUGAAAACGAGGCGAUCCUGUCCUACAUUUCCUACAUCGGCAGUGCCAUCUCUCUCACCGCUCUGGUCAUCACCGUUCUGCUCUUCGUCACAGACAGAAAACUCAGAGCAGAUGAUUCCAAGAAGAUCCACAUCAGCCUGGCAGUGGCUCUGAUCCUCCUCAACGUUCACUUCUUGUCCAGCCAGGCGGCGGCAGCGUCGUCCUCCGCCACGCUUUGCCGUUAUGUGGCUCUUCUUCUUCACUAUUCCUUGCUGGCCUCUUUAACCUGGAUGGCCUUGGAGGGCUUCCACCUCUACCUUCUCCUGGUCAAAGUCUUCAAUGUCUACAUCAGGAGAUACCUGCUGAAGCUCAGCGUGGUGGGAUGGGGUCUGCCAGCGGUCAUUGUGACAGUGGUGGUGAUCAUUGACCACAACAUGUACGGCCGUGCCUUACUGGACCAGUCGAGGCCUAAUGAGACUGCAGUAUGCUACAUCACCAAUGACAACGUGAAGAUGGGAACUACACUGGGACUGUUCGGCGUGGUGUUCAUCUUUAAUGGCACCAUGUUUACAGGGAUCGCAAAAUGGCUAAUGUGUGACAAACUUAAACAGACUCCGCCAAAUAAGAAACGCAAAGCUCAGCGAGAACUUUUCACCCUGUUGGUUCUGAUGGUGCUGCUGGGACUCACCUGGGGCCUGAUCUUCUUCUCAUUCGGCCAGCUGACCACGCCUGGCCUCUACGUAUUCUGCAUUAUCAACUCCCUGCAAGGUUUCUUCAUCCUCAUUUAUUUUGUCUUGUCGAUGAAGAAGAUCAAAGCGUCAGCCUUCAAACAGACCUCUGAAACGAUCAACACUAAAUCCUGAAGUCGCCCAGGAAAUGUUUGCAUCAUUUGUAUGAUAGUAAUAUCUUAGAUUGUGUUUUUAAAGAAAAUAAUGUACCACUGAAACAAGCUCUGCAGAUAUUUUCAAAAAGAUUUUUUAAAAAUCCUCAAAACCUUCUUUUAAUAAUACAUCACAGUGUUUUGCA
Molecule: messenger RNA, 1812 nt
Organism: Poeciliopsis prolifica (blackstripe livebearer)
Lineage: Eukaryota; Metazoa; Chordata; Actinopteri; Cyprinodontiformes; Poeciliidae
Product: adhesion G-protein coupled receptor G5-like
Exons: 14
Coding region: 36-1649 (537 amino acids)
Biological process (GO): adenylate cyclase-activating G protein-coupled receptor signaling pathway; cell surface receptor signaling pathway
Cellular component (GO): membrane
Molecular function (GO): G protein-coupled receptor activity
Source: RefSeq, a predicted model, not a curated record